Molecule: messenger RNA, 6855 nt
Organism: Oreochromis niloticus (Nile tilapia)
Lineage: Eukaryota; Metazoa; Chordata; Actinopteri; Cichliformes; Cichlidae
Gene: unc5a
Product: unc-5 netrin receptor A
Biological process (GO): netrin-activated signaling pathway; anterior/posterior axon guidance
Cellular component (GO): membrane
Molecular function (GO): netrin receptor activity; protein binding
Source: RefSeq, a predicted model, not a curated record
GCAAAAUCCGUUCCUGGUUUUGCGCCUCCGUCCAUCGCAGCUUAUACCUUCCCCUGACUCUAAGCACUCCAGCAUUGCUGUGCAAGCAGAUGUUCUUUCUCCGAUGCCAGUUCUCUCCCUUUUCGCAUUUGGAGAAGGUAUUCUUUCGCGCGAAGGCUGCAAAGUGAGAAGAAAGAAAGCAAAGAAACACCCUCUCCUCCUCGGCUCCGAGACGGAGGGAGAGUUGUGAACGGAUAGCUGCUUUUGGAGAAAUACAGUAGACUACAGUAAACCCCGCGGAGGCGAGAGCGAGGCAGCAGUUUAUUUACCACACCUGUGAUGCGUUGUUCUGAGCAACGAAGACGCACGACCGGGAUACUGAUGGCCACGCUACGGCAGGAGGAUAUGUGCUGAGGAAAGGACUUGGGCGUGAGGGGAAAAAAAGAACAGGCGUGAAGUGCUACAGAGGACACUCUCCGGACCUUUAAAAAGCCCAGUGUGCUCGUGUUUCGUCUCUGCUCUCUGCCUUUUUGUAAAACUUAGGUGUUAGAAAAAAAACCCACGAAGAUGCCCUUACUUCUGGGCCCCUUUGUCCGCUGUAGGCUCAGCGCCACGCUCCUUGCGCUCUGGCUCGUCCUCUCUGGCUUCACCUGCACUGGUGUGGCUUCUGGAUUGGCCUCUUCCUGCACCACCAAUGAAACCAACCGCAGAGGUUCUGAGCACGCUGCCACGGCGACGCUUCCCGCCGCCUUCUCGGACCUGUUACCUCACUUCUUGGUAGAGCCGGAGGACGAGUACAUCGUAAAGAACAAGCCGGUGACUCUGACCUGCCGCUCCACCCCGGCCACGCAGAUCUACUUCAAAUGCAACGGCGAGUGGGUUCACCAAGAUGACCACUUGAUUGAACGGACUGUUGACCCAGCAACAGCGCUGCCAGUCAUGCAGGUGACAAUCGAAAUAACCAGGCAGCAGGUGGAGAAGAUCUUCGGACUUGAUGAGUACUGGUGUCAGUGUGUCGCCUGGAGCACCACCGGAACCCAGAAGAGCCAGAAAGCAUACAUCAGGAUUGCUUACCUGAGAAAGAACUUUGAGGAGGAGCCGCAGGGUAAAGAGGUGGCAUUGGACCAGGAGGUGUUGCUGCGCUGCCAUCCCCCCGAGGGAGUGCCACAAGCCGAGGUGGAGUGGCAGAGAAACGAGGAUGUGAUCGACCCAGCGAGUGACCCCAAUUUUGUCAUCACGCCCGACCAUAAUCUCGUCAUCAAAAAAGCCCGGCUGGCCGACACCGGCAACUACACGUGCGUGGCCAAAAACAUCGUCGCUCGCCGCAAAAGCACCUCUGCCGCGAUCCUUGUCUAUGUCAACGGUGGCUGGUCCACGUGGACCACCUGGUCGUCCUGCAGUGCCGUGUGUGGGCGUGGCUGGCAGAAGAGGAGUCGGAGCUGCACCAACCCCACGCCACUGAAUGGAGGCACAUCCUGUGAGGGGCAGAACGUCCAGAAAAGUGCCUGUGUGGCCACCUGUCCAGUGGACGGAGGCUGGAGCGAGUGGAGCAAGUGGUCAGCAUGUGGCGCAGACUGUUCGAUGUGGAGGAGCAGAGAGUGCACCCAGCCCUCACCUGGCACAGGGGGCAAAGACUGCCAGGGGCUUGAUCUCCAGUCUCUCAACUGUACCAGCGAGCAGUGUCCACAGACCGUGAGCGGAGCCGAGGACGUGGCGCUCUAUGUGGGCAUGGUGGCCGUGGCCCUGUGUCUGACCCUGCUGCUCAUUGUGGUCGUCCUGGUCUACAGGCGCAAGAAGGAAGGCCUGGAUGCCGACGUGGCCGACUCCUCCAUCCUCACCACUGGCUUCCAGCCCAUGGGCAUCAAGCCCAGCAAGCCAGAGAACUCCCAUUUACUCACCAUCCAGCCUGAUCUAACCACCACCACCACCAGUUAUCAAGGCACCCUGCGCUCUCGCCACGAUGCCACCGGGAAGUUUUCGAUGACCAACGGGCCUCUGCUGGACCCGCUUCCCAACGGCUCACACACCUUGCACAACGGCAAGCUCAACUCUGAUGCUGCUGCCGAGUUUGUGAGCAGGCUCUCCACCCAGAGCUACUUUAAAACGCUGCCCCGCGACGUGGCCAACACCUCCUACGGGACCUUCAACUUCCUAGGCGGCAGGCUGACUAUCCCCAACACAGGAAUCAGUCUGCUCAUUCCUCCCGAGGCCAUCCCCAGAGGAAAGAUCUAUGAGAUUUAUCUCACUGUUCAGAGGAAGGAAGAUUUAAGGUUACCCCUGGCUGGCUGCCAGACCCUCCUCAGCCCCAUUGUGAGUUGUGGCCCUCCGGGGGUGGUCCUGAGCCGGCCAGUUAUCCUCAGCAUGGACCACUGCUUUGAUGCAUGCCUGGAUAACUGGGCCGUGCGCCUUAAGAAGCAGAACUAUGAGGGCGCUUGGGAGGACGUCCUGUUGAUGGGAGAGGAGCUGGUGUCAGACCCUUAUUACUGCCAGCUCGAGGCCGAGACGUGCCGGCUCUUCUCGGAGCAGCUGGGUACAUUCGCCCUGGUGGGCGAGUCCCUGCACAUGGGCGCCGCCAAGCGCCUGAGGCUGGUGCUCUUCUCGGACGCUUACUGCUCCACGCUGGAGUACAACAUCAGGGUAUACUGCAUGGACGACACGCAGGACGUCUUCAAGGAGGUGAUGCAGAUGGAGCGGCAGCGGGGUCGGCUGAUUGACGAGCCUCACGUCCUGCUUUUCAAAGACAGCUACCACAACCUGCGCCUGUCCAUCCAUGACAUGCCCCAGGCGCACUGGAGGAGCAAGCUGCUAGCCGGCUACCAGGAGAUCCCAUUCUACCACAUCUGGAACGGUUCCCAGCGGUACCUGCACUGCACGUUCACUCUGGAGCGGCUCAGCCUCAGCACCUGCGAGCUCACCUGCCAGCUGUGUGUGUGGCAGGUGGAGGGGGAGGGACAGAGCUUUAGCCUGGACUUUAACAUUGCCAAGGACACUCGAGCGUUGGACUCUGAGUUUCUGUUAAUGGACAGUAACGCCACAGCUCUGGCGGGACCCAGCGCCUUUCAGAUCCCGUACCUCAUCAGGCAGAAGAUCUGCAGCAGCCUGGAUGCCCCCUGUCCCAACGGAGCCGACUGGAGAAUGCUAGCACAAAGACUUAAACUCGAGAGACACAUGAGUUUCCUUGCAUCCAAAGCGAGCCCAACCUCUGUGAUCCUGGACCUAUGGGAGGCGCAACAUUUCCACAGCGGCAACAUCAACCAGCUGGCCACGGUCAUGGCCGACAUCGGCAAACAGGAAGCCAUGAUAUUCCUGGUCUCCGAUGGCGAGUGCUAACCUAGAAAAGAGGGACAGACUGGUGCCGAGGAAAAGUACACAACGUGAUACACUAAUACACAAUCUUACACACAUAAAAAACGAUAACUGCAGCGGGAAUCGAAGAACAGAGCUGUCCCAGCGUUCCUUUUCUUCACUUUAGAAGAUAAGAAAGUGUUUAUGUAGGAUUGAGUCCCUAUUUCCCAUCAAACAGUAAAAAUCUUUAAAUGACAGACCAAAUGAGGAACAAGGGGGUAGAGUUUGGGUGUGUGUGUGUUUGGGGAAAACGUAUUCACAGACUCAGUAGAGAAAAUACCUUUUAUUUCCCAUCAAAGACCCGAGUUAAAUUAGUCCAUACCCUAGUUCUGCUGCAAAGGUAACAUCAAAUUAACUCUUCUAAACAGGCCGCGUACGGCUUAACAAGGAGCAAUAUGCAAAUGUAACGCUAUUAGUAAUGGCCAAUAUUGCAAAUUCAGUUGGUAAUUUUUGAACUUGGAUUCAAAAACCGUGUGUUUUUUAAACAGUCAGUAAAAAGGAAGGUGGCAAAAAAGGGUGCAGGUCAUUUCAGGUUAAAGAGAACCAGCAACAUAUGCAAUUGGCAGGUUCGUCACAUGACAUCAACUCAGAAGAUUAGCCCACUUUUUUUUCUUUACCUUUUUAUUUUUUUAUUUUAAAGCAACCUAGUGAGACUGUGUGCGUGUGUGUGAGUCACAUAAUCUGUUUAACACACAGACGGCUUGUAGCGCAUUCUGGACUUGCUGGUUUAAAAACAGAUUGUGUGUCUGAGCCCCCAACAACCCAUCUCAUGUAGUUUGUGUGUGCGUUUGUGUGUGUUGUAGUCCAGCCGGUAUCACUACUGUGAAUCUAACAUCUUGACAUCUUGAUUCAGUGAGACGCUUUGCAGCUUUUCCUGCUUUUAAAUCGAUAUAUGUGAGGUUUGGGUUCCCUGGAUCCUUUUUUUUUUGGGAAGUGAGUAAUAUCUUGACUUAAAGUCAUAUUUUAAAGGAAAUUUCUAUUUAAAGCCUUCUGAUUUUGAUCCAUAAGGUUUCCACAUUUUAUAUUAGCCCAAUCGUUCAUCGUGGCGUUUCUCUGUUUUAAAUUCCACAGCUUAAUGAAGGAGCCAUAGGGCCGAGAGGCACGCCGACUGCACGUGUGCGAACGCUGAAUGUCGUCAAAGCUCAUUUCUAAAAUGACAUUUUCCUCUUGAUUACAUUGAUUUUUGUAGUCUAAAAACAUGGCCCGAAGGGUUAUUAUUCCAUAUGAAUUAUGUAGAGCACUUUCCCUCAGAAAAAUCUGACAACAAAUUCUUCAAAAUCAUCACAAGAUUACUCAUGUUGAAAGGGUAAUUGUGCAGCUUUGUUUGUAUUAUUCAUAAAGCAAUGUUGGUGGGAAUUCUGCAUUUGCUGUGUGGCAAACAGUAUUUCCACAUCAGAGAGAAGCCCGUCUCUCAGAUAAAGUAAAGAGCAGCUUUUUCAUAAUGUCACCCCCUCUGCUCACAAAUAGAUGCUUUGAAAGGGUUUUUUUUUUUUUGGCUAUCUGUAUCCAGACAGCAACAAUUAUCCAAUAGAUUCAUGCAAAAAUCCAUAAACUGCAGCGGCGCAUUUGCAUUCUGUCAUAUUUCACUAACAGUAUUUUUAUUUUUCUCGAAUCUGUCAAACAAACACAAAAAUUUCUCGUUUAGCAAUUUUCCUUCGGCGAGGUGUGAGCAGUCCCAAACUAGCCAUAGGUUCUCUCUGUGUCUGCCUCAGGGUUGCAUGUGAAGUUGUCUGUUCAAAGCUAUAACGAAAACCCCCCCCCUUUUCAUUCAAACAGCGAGGACGGCCCAAUCCUGCGGGCUCGAAUGGUUUUUAACCUUUAAGAUGAAAUGAUUGUCAGAUUUUUUGGAAUGUACAUUAGUUUCCUUGUAGCAGGCAGAAAGUUUGACUUUCUUUUUAUACCGUCGUCCAUCGCCUUGCUCGUUUAACCCAUCCCGUUAAACCACAUCUCCCCUCACAGUCCCGUUACCAGUUUAUAUAAAGAUCCCGUGAAAAUGAUCAAAAACUCAAAAUCUUUUCACGUUGAAUCAGAUCGCCGAGCAUAAUUUGUAAAUACUUUUCUAUACCAGCCGUGUGCUGUCACUUUGCAUACUGUAUAUCAGCAGAAUUGUUAACCAAAGUUUUCUGAAUAUCAUUUCGAGGGCCACCGCAUCCUCACGCCGUGUCCACGAAUCCACUGUUUUCUAGAGUAGCUGUCUCUUUCAUUGUCCCCCCCCCCUCUUUUUAAGGCAUCUCAAAGCUGUUUGUUUACGCAGUACUCUGUGUCACCUUAUCACUUUGUAAACAAAUGUAAAUUAUAUUUUAAUAUGAAGCCAAAAAAGACACUUAACUGGCGCAGCAUUUGUCAAGUCUAAAACCGUGACGUGUUUGCCUAUAUACUGUUCUUUGGCGAUCUAGCAGCGUAUUUGCAGUGUUAAGGGUUUCGAGACUGUUUCACAGGAAAGCUUUCUGUCGACGUUUUGUUCGUCCUUAACUCUGCGCACCUGAUGAUUUCUGUAACUGUAAGCAUUUAAAAAUACAAGGUGGAAACUGUCACUUGUGCUUAACGAGUCACCACAUUGGUGGGCGGGCUGCGUGGCUAAUUGGAGAGUGAGGGCGUCGGUUCUCGGACGCUGACGAACCGGAGCCGGCGCGGCACGUUUAGAUGAGCCACGGCAGCUGUACAGUCAGAGCGUGUGUGUGUGUUUUCUCACCCCCCUCCGUCAUCGUCUUGGAUAUGUUGCCUAAGCACAUUUCAGUAAUGUAAUUCACCAGCCGCCAGGAUGUUGAGCAUCUUAUCUUCACAUCUAGCUCAUCCGACAAAUCUAACAAUUCUGCUAUGACUCAGUGUGUGUGUGCGCGUGUGCGAUGAAUACAGUUUGAGAGAAAACCCAGGCCUGAUAAUUCUGUGUAAGUAUGUGUCAGUAACAUACAAGCUUUGUUCAAGGGUUUAUACUGUCAGUUCACCCCUGUGUUAUGGGGAGAAAUGUAACAUCUCAGCACUGUACUUUUUUGUGUCACUCAUUACUAUUCAGUGUCAAGGAUGUAUUUGAGUGUGUGAGUGAGUGAGAGAGAGAGACUGGGUGCGUGCAUACCUCCCCGUCACUCUUACUAAACUGUUUUCUUUUUGAAGUAACAAUAGACUUCUGUACUUGUGAAUGGUUUUUUUCUCUUUAGUUCCUUGAUUCAAUGUUCCUUGCCUUUCUGCAAGUCAAAAAUGCUGUAUUUAUUACAUGCCACAGCGCUUAUGCAAUUGUAUAAUCCUCCUUUAUGUUCCUUUGUUUUUAACCUUUUUUUUUGUGUUCCCUAUCGUUAAUGUAAAUUGUUGUCGAAACUUUUGUGGCGAUGGAAAAACUUCUGCUAAGGGAGAUUUUCUGUACUUUUUUGGACAAUGAUAUGGAUUUGUGGGUAGAAUUUUGGAAAUUCGUUUCUAAGUGCUUUCAAGUAUUUACUUGGCCUUAUGUAUAUAUAUCUAUCUAUGACAUUUCAGAAAGGUAUGUAUAGUAAUUCAAUCCGAAAAUUGUUGUAAAUAAAUUAUAUAUUGUUAAAUCAA